Molecule: messenger RNA, 1309 nt
Organism: Chara braunii
Lineage: Eukaryota; Viridiplantae; Streptophyta; Charophyceae; Charales; Characeae
Source: the annotation of a GenBank genome assembly
GUAUCACCGCGGUUCUGGGUGGCAAAAUAACAUGCGGAGAUUUGAGGUGCUCGAGGAGACCGUGGCGACCAUCAAGACUUGUCACGACGCUGAGAGCGCAAAGGAGAGAAUCCAGAAGGAAGAAGAAGAUAAGCGAAUGAAGGAGAAGGAAGAAGAAGACAGGAAGACUCAACAAAUUAAGGAUAGAGAGGAGCUCCAGAAGAUGAUCGGUGAGACCAUAGAUACAAGAUUGGGAGGAACUGGAGUGAAUGGUGUGCCUGCCAAGCAGAACGGAGCCAGUGAACUUGACAAAUUGUGUGCCGAAGUUGCUGAGUUAAAGCGAGUGAACACAUCUUCAGCUGGAACCAGGAUGAGCGAAAUUGAGAAGCUUCGUGCCGAGAUUGCCGAGCUAAAGCGAGCGCAAGCGCCUUCGGGACCUGCCGGUCAUGUUGCUGAAGCUACUGGUCAGGUUCAGGUUGAGAGAGAGGAGGCUUGGAAAAGCAUACAUGAGUCGUACGAAAAAAGAAUGACGAUAUUGGAGGAGCAGAUAGUUACUCUGAGAAGGUUGAAGGCUGGCGCAGUUAGUGAGGCAGAAGCAUGGAAGCUAGAAGCACAAAGGCCCGAAAACAAGAGAGGCGGAAUCAACAUUGGAGUGACACCAAUGACCCAGGUCAGGGUGCGAUCAAGAAUCACUCCUAUACAAACCUCCGCUCCAAGGAAGAAGAUGUUGGUGGAAGAUUACCAAGCGUUCGCCCAGCAGAAUGAAGAGGAGGUCAACCUUCUGUGGGAUAUGCGUUCCAAAGAGGUGGAGCGAAGGAAGGAAGCGGAACAAGAGGCCGAGCAGUUGAAAGAAAAGCUCGACAGAUUGGAAAUAGAGAAGGUUGAUAAGACGAAGUCGACUGCUACUUGUCUACGAGUCCGGUUGGAAGCCGUCAUCGACGACACCACUGGCCCUUCAUCCCGGGGCAAGAAGAAGGCGACAACGACUGACGAUGCGACGAAGAUCGAUAAGCUGAAGAACGAUAAGGAGGCUUUCGUCAAAUCCAACCGUCUUGACUUGAGGUCCAUGAAGAAGGAUGCAGUACAAGCUAUCUGUGAGAAGGACGGAGUCCAGUACACAACACUGGACAAAACGAAGGAGGAGAUUGUAAAGAAGAGAGUAGCAAGGGCAUUUAGUACUAGCACUAAUGAGACAACCAGGCAGAAUGGGGUCGUGAUUGAAGAGAUCUCGGACGACAACACCGAGGUAAGUGCCAAUUUAGGUAAGACUGUCGACGGUGAAGAGGAUGUCUCUUAGUGUCUGUACAGGACGCGGCUUGGUUUUGGAAUC